Messenger RNA from Limulus polyphemus (Atlantic horseshoe crab), 1689 nucleotides. Its product is annotated as dual oxidase maturation factor 2-like. Lineage: Eukaryota; Metazoa; Arthropoda; Merostomata; Xiphosura; Limulidae. The record is from RefSeq and is a predicted model, not a curated record. The transcript is spliced from 9 exons. Gene Ontology annotation, cellular component: endoplasmic reticulum membrane. Bases 76 to 1305 code for a protein of 409 amino acids. Gene Ontology annotation, biological process: protein transport.
UAGUGUCGAACAGUUUGACUGCAUUAGGGCACGGGUGGGAGAAGAUGUGGUUAGGAAAACGACCAGACUGGUAUCAUGUUAAAAGGAUGGUUCGAUGCCUUCCGGAGUGGCGGAGGUCCCACGCUGUAUAAUUAUUCUAACCGGACGCCUGUGAUUGAAGAUAUUCAAAAUAUUGUAAUCUACGUGAGUUUCUCCACUGUCUUCAUUGCCUUUCUUAUUGUAUUUCCUGGGAUUCGAAAAGAGAGAUUUUCUACGUUUGUGAGUGUCACGAUUAGUCUGUUCGUUGGAGCAAUUAUUCUUGUUACUAACUACGGUGCCGCAUGGCAUGUGGCGCGGGCGAAGAUUUACACCUCACAUCAUGCCUUUUCUAGACAGAAGAUCGAAACGAAUAUUGGAGUACACAUUGGUCUAAAUGGUGUUAAUAUAACACUCAAAGCUAUGCCGAAAAAUGCGUUGUUGGCGGAUAUAAACUACAAUGAAAGAUUCAGCUGGAUUAGACCUACGGAAGUGAAAGAGGAAUACAAAGAAGCUUUAAUCAAGGGUCUACCAUUUCCCAUCCUCACCAUAGCCGAGUAUUUAAGCCAGGAUUUAGAAGGGUUCUGUUGGGGACGGAGUUAUCGAACAGCAGGAUAUUACUCCUAUAUUCUCUUGUGGACGGCGUUUUCCUUGUGGCUGCUGAUGAAUAUUCUGUUUUGUACAGUCCCGAGAUAUGGAGCUUACUGUAUGCAGCUUAUGGGCUGUGUUAUGAUCCUCACGAACGCCAUCUAUGCUCUUCUUUUACCAAGGAAACCAUUAGUCAUUCCUUUUGAGGGAGGACUUCUCAGGUUUUAUUACGGGUGGUGUUUUUGGCUGGUGCUUGCAGCUGGUAUCAUUACAGUUUUGGUAGGAGCAACAGUUGUUAUCGUAGACACUGUGUUUCCUAACAAGUUCUCCACCAUACUUGAGGUCGAUUAUGAUACCCCGUACCGAUACUUUGUGGUUCAGGACAGCGCUUAUACCAAAGUUAAGGAAACCUCCUUGGAAUUGCAGCCGAUUAGUCAACCAUUAGAUGCUGCUGUACCAGGAACCAGCACUGAAGGGAUAGACAAUCCUGCUUAUGAGAAUGACGACAGUGACGUCAGUACAAUCGUUAAUGGCAAACGGGCGGUUAGUCUACAUCAGUUUGGAAAACUUGCCCAUCGAGAAGCUUUGAGGAAGGGAGCGAUCUUACCCACGAACCGUAUAACUUCCAAUGUUCCAGAAAAUAUCACUAUAUCUCGUUCAGCGAAGGUAAAAGUUGAUGUCCAAGCAGCAGAUAUGUGGUGACGUAAUGCAUACGUCACGUAAUACCUUUUUUGGUAUGUGAGGAAGAGAAGAUGUCACAACAUGUAAUGCGUGAAGAGCCAAUCAGUACGUAAGAGCUAUCCAUUUUAUCGGGAACAUGCAAAUACUUUGAAGGACUCGUUUUACACGUAUAUACAAGCGUACCACCUAGCUGCGAAAUCUUUAUCAACUGUGAAUAUGUGUGUGAGAAAUAAAUUGUCGAUGUUUUUAAAUAUUUUUUUUUUUUGGUAUAUUUUGUUUUAUUGGUAUAUGUAUAUUUAUUCAACAUUGUCAUGUAUAACAUUGUGAUAACACAUUUCACAACUGUCUGCAUUAAUUUUAACAUUAGGUUUACGAAAAACGGAGUAACUUUACUAGCAAGUAAGA